AUGUUUAAGAGAAUCUUCAAGAAGAAGAACAAGCUCCCCUCCAGCGAGAGCCAGCUCCCCAAAAACUACGAGCUGGUGACCGUUCUGGGAAAGGGAGUCUUUGGAGAAGUGCUUAAAUGCACCAAAGUGGACACCAAGGAGACGGUCGCUGUGAAGAUCCCUCAAAAUAGCAGCGAACUGGACGAUGAAUUGACUGUCCUCAACUAUUUCAAGGAGAUGAAUCUGGACAACGACAACAUCGUCCGAUUCAUCGACUCUUUCAAACUCGGAGACAAGAAGCUUGCUCUGGUGUUUGAAAUGAUGGAGAUGACACUAAGAGACUUUCUAAUGGACCAGAGGAACUUCACCCCUCUGUGUUUUGAUGAAGUUCGAGCUAUAAUUGAACAGUCUGCCAGUGGAUUGAAAGCGCUGAAGGAUAUCAACGUGAUCCACUCAGACUUAAAGCUCGACAACAUUAUGCUGAACGUGCAGCCCCUCACUGUGAAGCUGAUUGAUUUUGGAGUCGCUUUUCACAGCCGUACAGCAGAGCAGGGUGAUAUUCACCAACCAGCACACUAUCGAGCUCCAGAAGUGAUGUUGGGACUCCCAUUUUCAGAGGCCAUCGACAUGUGGUCUCUGGGUGUGGUGAUGGGGUACAUAGCCCUCGGUGAAUCCCUCUUCCCAGGCUUUUUUGAUUAUGACACAGUGGACUGCAUGGUGGAUCUGUUUGGGGUUCCUCCAGACCACCUUCUGUGUGCUGGGAUGUAUUCGAAAGAAUAUUUUGUUCAAGACCCUGCUGGACAGUGGAGGCUGAAGACACGUGAGGAGUUCUGGGACAAUAAUGUACUUUCCUAUGGCCGCAAGUUAUACCACUAUCGCAGCCUGGAUGAAGUAGAAAAUUUGGACCUGGUGGACAUGAGAGAGGUGGACGUCCAAGAGAAGAGGAUGUGCAUCGACCUGCUGAAGGGAAUGCUUCAGCUGGAUGCAGAUGUGAGGCUAACACCAGAUCAAGUCCUCGCUCAUCCCUUUAUUACAUGGCGCGACCAACACUAUACCUCAUGCUGUGAAAGUUUGAACAGUAGCAGUGAACCAGGUACCUGCGAAAAACCUGAACUGGAGACCCUCAAAGAAACUGAGGCAGGGACCAGUCAGGUAACUGAGCUAGAGUCCCUUGAACUAGACAGCAUGGAAGACAGUGAAUCAGAGCUCACUGACAUAAGUGAAAUAGACACUAGCGACCUAGAGAGCAUUAGCGACACUGAAUCAGAGCUCACUGAGAUCAGUGAAAUAGCGACCUGCGAUCUAGAGAGCAUUGAAGACAGUGACUCAUGGACCAGCCUGUUCUUUCAUGAAUGCUAUGAACUCCUUAAGCCCAGCACCAGCCAGGCUGAUGAAGACAGAAAUGUUCAGUCUGCACCACCUAAAUACUGCCUGCGCUGGAAGGAGGACAGCGGACAUCAGAGGGAGACUUGGAGACAACGUCAGCUCUCUCUCCCUCUGCUUCCCUGUAGCAUGUCCCAGGAGGACAAUGACACCACAUCUGAGCUCCAGCAGAACAAGGAGAAGAAGGGCUUUAAGCGCUUCUGUUCCUGGAUGAGGAGGACGUUCUGCUGCUGCAUCAGUGUGGAUGAGGAGGAGGGCUGA
Scomber japonicus (chub mackerel) is the source of this 1623-nucleotide messenger RNA. Its product is annotated as homeodomain-interacting protein kinase 1-like. Gene Ontology annotation, biological process: peptidyl-serine phosphorylation; peptidyl-threonine phosphorylation. Gene Ontology annotation, cellular component: cytoplasm; nucleus. NCBI's taxonomy places the organism in Eukaryota, Metazoa, Chordata, Actinopteri, Scombriformes, Scombridae. Gene Ontology annotation, molecular function: protein tyrosine kinase activity; ATP binding; protein serine/threonine kinase activity. The coding region runs from base 1 to 1623 and encodes 540 amino acids. The transcript has 11 exons. The record is from RefSeq and is a predicted model, not a curated record.